UUGCCUCGUGCUCGUGUUCUGAUACACAUGAACCACAACACAGCUUCCUCAAGCUCGUAGCUUUAUCCGAACUGAAAACUCAUCUUCUUCCUCUUCUCUUCUCUGCUACCAUGCCUCUUCUAAUAGCAGGAACACAACGUUCGUUACUUCCUCCGAUCCCUCGCCAUCAUUACCACAACAACAACAACAACAAGAACAAGCUUCUUAUCAUAGCCUCUUCUCAGAAGCGCUUCCCUUUUGCCCCAACGCGAAUUGUUUUCUCGAGGCACAUUCGCGCAAUCCCUCCUCUAAAGUCUGCGUCCAUCAACGGGGUCUCCGUUCCAGAAGCUUCCAGCGAAGGCAAUGCUGUUGAGUUUCUUGAGACAAUACGAAAGUGGAUUCGGUUCCUUCCUUCGAUUUUUCCCGGUGGAAGUUGGUGGGACUUCUCAGACGAAAUCGACGUUCAGGUACUGGCUCAGCCGGUGACCGUAUGGCGCGCUCUCGCCAAAAUGUGGGACCUUGUUGCUCGAGACAGAUGGGUCAUUGUCGCCGCGUUCUCUGCUCUGAUUCUCGCAGCAGUUUCGGAGAUUUCCAUACCACAUUUCUUGACAGCAUCCAUCUUUUCGGCACGGGGUGCGGAAGUUACAGUUUUUCAUCGGAAUGUGCGUUUGUUAGUUCUGUUGUGUGCAACUUCGGGAAUAUGCAGUGGGAUACGAGGUUGCUGUUUUGGCAUUGCAAACAUGAUUCUGGUUAAGAGAAUGAGAGAAACAUUAUACUCUUCCCUUCUUCUUCAGGAUAUAUCAUUUUUUGACACUGAAACAGUUGGUGAUUUGACGAGUAGGCUUGGGGCAGAUUGUCAACAAGUGUCAAGGGUUAUUGGAAAUGAUCUUAACUUGAUAUUGCGCAAUUGUCUUCAGGGGACAGGUUCACUAAUCUACUUGUUGAUUUUGUCUUGGCCUCUUGGUUUAUGUACAUUGGUGAUAUGCUCCAUAUUAGCAGCAGUUAUGUUACGUUAUGGAAGGUACCAGAAAAAGGCAGCAAGGUUGAUCCAAGAAGUCACUGCUUCUGCAAAUGAUGUAUCUCAAGAGACAUUCUCUCUUAUUAGAACAGUUCGAGUUUAUGGAACAGAAGAAAAAGAACUUGGAAGGUACAAAUCGUGGCUGGGGAAAUUAGCUGACAUAAGCUUGCGACAAAGUGCUGCAUAUGGAUUUUGGAGUUUUAGCUUCAACACUCUUUAUCAUUCAACUCAGGUUAUUGCUGUGCUAUUUGGAGGAACUUCUAUCCUUGCGGGUCAUAUUACAGCAGAGAAACUUACUAAGUUUAUACUAUACAGUGAAUGGUUAAUUUAUUCAACCUGGUGGGUGGGAGAAAAUAUAUCCUCUUUGAUGCAAUCUGUUGGGGCUAGUGAAAAAGUAUUCCAUUUAAUGGAUCUCUCACCUAGCAGCCAAUUCAUAACAAGAGGAGUAAAGUUGCAGAGGUUAAUGGGGCGUAUUGAGUUUCUAAAUGUAGCUUUUCACUAUCCUUCAAGGCCAACGGUAUCUGUUGUGCAACAUGUAAACUUUGUUGUCCAUCCUAAUGAGGUGGUUGCAAUUGUUGGUCUUAGUGGUAGUGGAAAAAGCACAUUGGUGAAUCUUUUGCUCCGUCUCUAUGAACCUACAAAUGGUCAGAUUUUGAUUGAUGGUAUCCCUCUUAAAGACUUGGACAUCAUGUGGUGGAGAGAGAGAAUUGGAUUUGUGGGACAGGAACCCAAGCUCUUCCGGAUGGAUAUUAGUUCAAACAUUAGAUAUGGAUGUACUCGAGAUGUAAAGCAGGAGGAUGUUGAAUGGGCUGCGAAGCAGGCCUAUGCCCAUGACUUCAUCUCAGCACUGCCCAAUGGCUAUGAAACACUUGUCGAUGAUGAUCUGUUAAGUGGGGGACAAAAGCAGCGAAUUGCUAUUGCUAGGGCCAUUCUUAGGGACCCAAAAAUAUUGAUCCUUGAUGAAGCCACUAGUGCACUGGAUGCUGAAAGUGAACAUAAUGUCAAGGGUGUUCUUCGAUCUGUUAGAAGUGACUCUGCAACAAGGAGAAGUGUAAUAGUCAUUGCACAUAGGCUUUCUACCGUACAAGCAGCUGACCGGAUUGUGGUGAUGGAUAACGGUCAAAUUGUUGAGAACGGAAGUCACAGGGAGCUUCUCUUAAAAGAUGGUUUAUAUGCACGGUUGACUAGAAAACAGGCUGAUGCCAUGGCAUGAUUUGGGUUUCUGUGGCAAACAUUCUAUUUUUCUUCUGGCUUCUUUCUUUUUAAAUGCAGUAUAUUGGGGCAAGCAACUUUUUUUUACUUGCUGACCCAUGUAUUUAUAGUAUUAUACAAGAAAAUUGAAGUUUAGCAAAGAAGGAAGCUACAGCAGUUUUGGUUCGAAAUGCAUGGCGGCUUCAGAAAGAUUUCCCGGUAUCAGGUUCUUAGGCAGAUGUAAAAACAUGAAUGUAGGUCCAUUGGGGGGGUUAUUCAUAGUCAAGAUGCUUUUAAGCGUCAGCUGUACUAUAAUAUAAACUUUUUAUUGUAUAGCUGUAAUUUAAAUGUUUAACGCUUCAAGACAUUUGAUUUGGAGAAUACCUCUUGCCCUUGUUUGA
This is a messenger RNA of Gastrolobium bilobum, 2589 nucleotides long. Its product is annotated as ABC transporter B family member 26, chloroplastic. Lineage: Eukaryota; Viridiplantae; Streptophyta; Magnoliopsida; Fabales; Fabaceae. Gene Ontology annotation, biological process: transmembrane transport. Bases 111 to 2210 code for a protein of 699 amino acids. The record is from RefSeq and is a predicted model, not a curated record. The transcript has 18 exons. Gene Ontology annotation, cellular component: membrane. Gene Ontology annotation, molecular function: ATP hydrolysis activity; ATP binding; ABC-type transporter activity.